AUGGAGGACCCAAAACUUAUUGCCUGGAAGGGAAUAAAGCUAAAUCCAAAAAGCCACUAUUAUGCCAAGACCGGUUUAUGUGAACUGUAUGAGUUAGCUAGGCUUUAUAACCAACAGUUUCCUAACAAUGAGGAUGAUGAGAGUUUACCUCAUGCCCUCCUAUUUGAGACUGAUUAUGCCCUCGCAGCUCUUUACAAAGAUAUCCAGAGUAUCAGAACAGACAACCUCCACCUGAAAGAGGACGUCAAACGGUUAGGUAAACAAAAUAAUCGCUUUCUUACCUCCAUGCGGCGUCUUAGUAGUAUCAAACGAGAUACUAACAGCAUCGCCAAAGACAUCAAGGCCCGUGGAGAAGGCAUCCACCGAAAACUCCAGACAAUGAAAGACUUCAAUGAAGAUGCAGAAACAAAACAUGGCACAAUGUCUGUUAUAACCCGUGUAUCAAAGAAUCACUAUGUUGACCUCAUGCAUGCCUUUCAGGAAGCCAUGUUUGAGUACAAUGAGGCAGAGAUGAACCAGCGGGAGAACUGCAAGAUUCGGAUCCAGAGACAGCUGGAGAUCAUGGGCAAGGAUGUUUCCGGAAACCAGAUUGAAGACAUGAUCGAGCGCAAGUGGGACGUCUUCUCUGAGAAUCUCCUGUCUGAUGUCAGAGGGGCUCGUGCAGCAUUGAAUGAGAUAGAGACGAGACACAAAGAGUUGAUGAAGUUGGAGAGUCGCAUCAGGGAGGUUCAUGAGCUCUUUCUACAGGUGGCACUACUGGUGGAGCAACAAGCUGACACUUUUGACAUCAUUCAACUGAAUGUGGAAAAAGUUGAGGACUAUGUCGAGAGGCUAAAUGUCAGUGUGAGGAAAGCUCUGGAAUACAGGGAAACACCCUUUCGAACGCUCCUCUGCUGUUGCUUUUCAUGCAUAGCAGAAGAUGAUUCUCCUACUCAAGCCGGUACAGACCAACUUGAAUGUGCCCUAAGAAUGUAUAGUUGAAAUAGUGCUUUUUAAAAUGGGCUAACUCCUGGAACGGGGUUGCUUUUGGUUUUGGGAGGUUGGGGUGGUUACCCCUUAUCUUAGAUGGAGAUGCCUUAAGCACAUUUAUAUGCUAAUAAAAGCCAAAUGUUGCUUUCAAAUAACUUUUUAUUAUCUUAAAAAAAAAAAAUCAAGCCUAACCGAUUUGACUAAUCAAGGCUAGAGUGCUUAGAGAGCCUCAUAAAAUGAUACAUGCUCCAAUCUGACACCACCUAAUUUAAAGAAUGAAUGAAAGGCUCAUAGCUUCCUCAAUGAAGGAUGAGUGUUGUAUACCACAAGGUGGCUAUUUUCUAUCUUCCACAGUGAGACUGCAUGGGGUACAGCUCUACUGCUGUAGUGAAGUAAUUCUGUGGUGCUUCGUAAGUUUGCCUACCUUUAGGAAAUUUGGAGCACACAUGAUGCAAUCCUUGAGCAAUUCAUUGCCACAUUCAUUUGAAGAAACAGUAAAUCUGUUAAACUGUUAACGAAAAUAUAGAAUUAGUUUCUUAAAUCUUUUACACAAGGAGCUUGAUGUGAUGUCACACUGGUUUUACACCAGUGGAACUCCCUUGAAAUGAAUGAAGUGAAUUUUGAUCUAUUCCAGUGUAGAUAAGAUAAACUCGGUCCCAAGAAGUGGUCAUUCCUUCCCGCCCCCCUCCACCAAAAAAAAAAAAAAAUCCCUUUCAUCAUGUGAACGCACCAGAACUUUGAACCAGGUCACAGGAAACACUGUCAAAUUAAGACCUCUCCAACUGAUUCUUACUUUAGUCAUUAAAGAACAACAUUACAACUUUAAAUACUAUUUAAAUGUAGUCUGCUGAAGACUGAAAAUGGUCAUGGCAAACUUUUCAAGAUUUUUAGCCCUGUGAAUAAAAUUAAUACAACUAUCUCCUCUCAAAUGUGACUUAAACACCCAUAAAUGGACACUUGUCUGGAGGGCAAAGGCAACAUUUUAGAGAUUCAACAUAGAAAACAAAUUUGAAGUGUAGUGACAGAUUCCCUUGUAAUAGAUGCUUAUUUUGUAAGAUGUAUUGAUAUAUUAUGUUUGUAUAUGUUAACAUGAAGGUAUUAAUAACAAUGUUUACUCUGGUUAAUCAUAAGACUGAUGGGGCGUCUUGUGCCUCUGGGACAACUGCACAUUGAAAAGAGAAUAGACCCCUUUAUUCAAUAUUCUGUAUGAGCCAACAUUUUGGAGUCAAAAUAACACUUCUUUUAUUGGGUUUGAAAAGUUUUCCCUUCUCCCUCUACCUCUCUGACCAUAUUAGGUUUGGACAAAAAGGGAGGAAGGAGAAAUUAAAGGCCAAAUUUGCAGUCCCUUAAUUGAUACAGUUCUCAUUGGUUUUUCACUUGAUUGAGAGAUGAAGAUUUGGCCCUUCCUUUUGAAUAUGCACAAUAUUCCAACUACAGUAUUUCUAAGCAGCUUUCUGCUACAUUGUGAUUUUAUUGGUACUUUGACUCAUAAGACUUUUCCAGAAGUUAGUGACUUCAAAGAUCUUCUUUUGGUUAACUUAAUCUCCCUUUUGUCCUUUUUAAUAUGUUAUUUUAACAUUUCACAUUUGUAUUUUGGUGGUUUCCUGCCCAGAUGCACCCAGCUAUUCUUCUGCACCCUUCACAGUUAAGGUUUCUCUGUCUUUUGCACACUAAAUGUAUAUUGUAACAUUCUUUUAAUUACUUAUAAAACAAUAAGGCCUUGCAAAAACAAAUUGAUACUCACUUCUAAGCUUUCUUUGCCUAGCAAGAAAAUGUUUCUGGUCAGGCUUGUCACAUGGAGGAUGAGGGAGUUAAAUGAACUUGGACAAGAACUUUUCUUUUCCUCAAGCUGAAAGUCACUUUGCUUUGAACUAAAUAUUAUAUGAAGCACCUAUGUCUGUAUUUCAUGUAUUCAUUAGUUAGAAUUUAUGUAGGGGACAAAUGAGCCUCAAACAAGAGUGUCUGUGGUAUACAGUGAAGUCUUGAAGCCAUCAGUGUUAGAUUUUGCUUGGGGAAAUGCAAAACAAUUCAAAUCUGAACUGCAAGGGGGGAAGAGAAGGGGGUGUAAAAUGCACUGGCUGGCACCCUUUACUAAUAUUUAAGAGCUGUGUCAUGUUGAGUAGCACCUUACUCCAUAAGUAGUCCCAAUCAAGUCAGUGACACACUUCCUGAAGAAAGGUACAUGUGCAUGAGGAUAUCCGAAUCUGGACUUAAAACAGGCCACAGAAAACCUGAAUCUAUUUGCUCUGUGUAUUUGUAGCUUUUUCUACCCCCCCUUUUAUGUAGUUAUGUAAAUAUUCUAGUUGUAUGUUUUUUUGUACAUGUAUGUACCUAGAAAUGCAAUAAAAGUAUUUGUGGUAUAAUGGUAAA
Messenger RNA from Gopherus evgoodei (Goodes thornscrub tortoise), 3339 nucleotides. RefSeq names its product syntaxin 11 (gene STX11). Gene Ontology annotation, biological process: synaptic vesicle fusion to presynaptic active zone membrane; intracellular protein transport; exocytosis. Lineage: Eukaryota; Metazoa; Chordata; Testudines; Testudinidae. Gene Ontology annotation, molecular function: SNARE binding; SNAP receptor activity. The record is from RefSeq and is a predicted model, not a curated record. Gene Ontology annotation, cellular component: plasma membrane; SNARE complex; endomembrane system.